Molecule: messenger RNA, 861 nt
Organism: Prunus avium (sweet cherry)
Lineage: Eukaryota; Viridiplantae; Streptophyta; Magnoliopsida; Rosales; Rosaceae
Product: small ribosomal subunit protein uS13z/uS13y/uS13x
Biological process (GO): translation
Cellular component (GO): cytosol; ribosome; small ribosomal subunit
Molecular function (GO): RNA binding; structural constituent of ribosome
Source: RefSeq, a predicted model, not a curated record
GAUGUGCCGCAGCCCAUAACACCCAUCUAGGGUUUUGGGCUUUACGAACUUCCCCCAAAUAUAAUCCUUUAAAACCAUCUUUUUCUUUCACUGGCCUUCUCUCACCCGGCGCGCUCGCACACACACACGCAGAAUCAGAGAGAGAGAGCAAACCCUAACGCCGCAACCAUGUCUCUCGUCGCAAAUGAGGAGUUCCAGCAUAUUCUGCGUGUGCUGAACACCAACGUCGAUGGAAAGCAGAAGAUCAUGUUCGCUCUCACCUCCAUCAAGGGUAUUGGGAGACGUUUCGCCAACAUCGUCUGCAAGAAGGCCGACGUAGACAUGAACAAAAGGGCUGGUGAGCUAUCUGCCGCUGAGCUUGACAACCUGAUGACCAUCGUGGCCAACCCACGCCAGUUCAAGAUCCCUGACUGGUUUCUGAACAGAAAGAAGGACUACAAGGAUGGUAAAUAUUCUCAGGUCGUCUCCAAUGCCCUGGACAUGAAGCUCAGGGAUGACCUUGAGCGCUUGAAGAAGAUCAGGAAUCACCGUGGUCUUCGACACUACUGGGGUCUUCGUGUGCGUGGACAGCAUACCAAGACCACUGGCCGUAGGGGGAAGACUGUUGGUGUCUCCAAGAAGCGUUGAAGAAUUUUUAUUGUCUUUCUUGGAUGUUGUUUGGAUAUCAUGUUUGCGCAUUUUGUUUUACAUUUUCAAAUACCCUCUAGUUUAGCAACCUCAAUCUACUUCAGUUUUGAUGGAUUCAUGCAGUAUGUCUAGCUGUCUUUUAUUUGUUCCUUUUGGACUGCUUGGUCUUUUGUGUUUUGAGGAUAGUAUGUUAUGCAAUGGAAUUUGAUCCCCUAUAUUAGUUAAAAUUCUCAA